AUGUCCGAGCCGCCGUCAUCCCCCCCGAGAGCAGGAACCAGUGUGGAGGAUGCUUUGGCUUGGUAUAAAUCGCAAUACGAGGUGCUAGAGGCGGAGCUCUCCGAGUUCCAGGCCUCCAGCAAAGAGCUCGAGGCGGAGCUUGAGAAGGAUCUCGAUGCGGCAGACAAGCGGGAGCGGUCACUCCGCCAAAAGGCGGAGGGGCUGACCUUCGAGGUUGAGGAAUGGAAGCGGAAAUACAAAGAGUCCAAGUCGGAGUCCAACUCCGCACAGAAUGGUCUCGAAAAGGAAAUCACGAGCCUGCGGGACGCCAACAGGACACUCCAGCUGAGACUUCGUGACAUCGAAGUCGCGAAUGACGAUUUUGAACGACAGGCCCGGACCACCACCUCUUCUCUCGAAGAUCUCGAAUCCAAGUACAAUAUGGGCAUAGAACGAGCCGUCAUGCUGGAGGAGGAGAUCAAGAUUGGGGAGAAGGAGCGUGAACAGCUACGGGUAGAAGCGCAACGACUUCGGGAGGAGCUGUCCGACCUCAAGAUCGAAGCCGAAAUUCUGCAGGACAAGCUCAAAAAACAAGAGUCGCGGCACCUUUCCACCAUCUCGACCGAUAUUUCUUCGAUUCCCGGGUCACCAUCUUUCUGCAACUCGCCACACUCGACUGCCAGUUCGCCAAUGAUCAUGACUCCGCCGGACCUUAAGUCGCUAUCCGCCGCGGACACGGUCCCCGAGCUUCACGGUCCCCCUUCGCCACCCAUGUCGGACGCGUCUCUCCCACUCCCGAGAAUGAGUUCGUUAAAGACCCCGGGCCCGCAACGCAAGAGCCGCCUCCCCUCUGCCGAAAAUAGUACUACCCCGAAACCGAGAACGGCCACGACUUCGUCGUCUUCAGCUCGUGGGUCUCGUGCCGCGAAUGGAACCGGCCCAAUGCGGCAACCAUCCGGGCGACCGUCGGCUGCUGCUAGGGCGAGCCUCGCCGCCCGCGGCAUGUCGUCCUCAAACUCGCUGACCCAUAUCCGGACGCUUACCGCUCAAAUGCAGAAGCUAGAGGCACGUGUGCAGUCAGCGCGAUCGAAGCUGCCUGCUCCCAACGCCAAUACAAACACUCCACCACGCUCCUCGCCGAGGGGUACUAUGAUCGUGCCGCCGAGCGUCACGAUCCGCAGUCGGAAACGGGGGGCUGGGUCCAAUGCAUCCAGCCUAGCCGGCUCCGAAUCUGCGGCUUCCCAUACCCGCCACGGCACAUCCGACUCGCGCAGCAGCAUAUCCACUAGCACAACCAAGCACGUUCCCCGGCUUAGUACGUCGGGCGUCUCGCGUCUUUCCUUCGGCCCCCUGCCUAACCGCAACCCCCCGUCUGCUACCCACUCCUCCAACAACCACACCACAAACGAACCAGAUUACUCCCGCCCUAGCAGCCGCGCUAGCCUUUCCAGUUACACCCGCCCCGCGAGCCGCACCGAAUCCCACCAUUCCUCUACGACCAUGCCGCCACCCCGCCCCAUGAGCCGUGCCAGUAUGUCAGGUAACCGCACGCCGCUCGCUCGUCCCCGCAGCAGCCUCGGCAUGCACGGUCACGGGCAUAGCGGCAGUGUCAGCUAUGUCAACACGGCGGGACCGAUGGUGGAAGCAGACGAAUACACCGACAGCAUCAGCGAGAUCCCCACGCCAAGUCGACGUGGCACCUACAAUCGACUAGACAUGGAGGCGGCUGCCGCUGUUCAUUCAGGCAGCGGGAUCCCCAUGCCGUCGUCGAUUAGGCGGCAGAGCGGCGGUUCAUCAGGGAUUCCCAUUGGGAGGAGGCCUAGUGGUGCUGCUUCAGGAACGAGAGUUUUGGGAGAUUUGGGAGAGACGUAUUGA
Molecule: messenger RNA, 1854 nt
Organism: Dichotomopilus funicola
Lineage: Eukaryota; Fungi; Ascomycota; Sordariomycetes; Sordariales; Chaetomiaceae
Exons: 2
Coding region: 1-1854 (617 amino acids)
Biological process (GO): mitotic centrosome separation; chromosome segregation; centrosome localization
Cellular component (GO): kinetochore; kinesin complex; centrosome
Molecular function (GO): microtubule binding
Source: RefSeq, a predicted model, not a curated record